UUUUGUUUGGCUUCAGCAAUGUGAAAACAGAUUUACUUUUCAUAAAAUUGAAUGCACAAAUUCCACCUGGACUCCUUUGGAUUACAUCAGCUCUGGUCCUCCUCUGUCUGAAUCCUAAGUUGUAACAUAUCACAGAUCUGAAAGUGGAACUAUUUAAUCAUAUCACCCACAUUUUCCCUGAGAAGAAACCAUUGUUCACUGUUAGCAAACAUUAUCAACAUACAAAGCAGGCUAGAGUUUCCUUUCUGUCACUCUCUGGUUGCUUACCCAGCUAACGUCCAUAUUUUUUAUCUUGUAAAUAGCUGAAUCACGGCUUGUUCUCUCCCAGUGGUGUUGCUUUAUUGGGGAAAAAGUAACUGUCUCUAUGGAAACUGGGGUAAUGGCCGAGUAAUCAGGCAUGUGUUGAUGAGUUGUGUCUGUGUGUUUGCACGAGAGCGUGGUCACAUGUUUGUGUUUCUGUCUUGGCGAGGGAGUAACCUCAGACAGACGCGUCAGACUGUGGAAAAAUGGUCCUGCGGCUCCAGAUGAAGCUAUUUUAGUUUGAAAAAUACAAUAAGACACACAAAUGUCUGUAUUAUUUAUAUGAGUGUUGUUUUUUAUUGUUUCUAUGGAUACACCACACUUUUACUUUCCUGACAGGUUGCCAAAAUCUUUCUUAUGAUUAUUUUGGUUACUAGCAUAUUGCUGCUAGUUUGAAUGGGUGUGAUGGGCUUGCUCUCGGAGCUAUUGUAAAACUUUUAAAAGUGACAUGCAAACCGGAAAUGGAGAAAGUUUGCCUUCAGCAUAAAAGUUCUACCAUAGUGCUGCAGUUUCAAAAAGCACAUAUUUUACUUUGAAGUUGAACCUUCCCUAUUUCCACUUAGCGUCACUUUUACACAUUUUACAACUACACAGCUAAUACCAGUAAUAGACGACCAGUACACAAACUGGCCAGUGUUAUGUUUUUCAGGGGAGUUUUCUGGCUUUAUUGUGAAGCACUCUGUGAUUUUUAUCUGUGAAACAUGCUUUAUAAAUCAGAGGCAGACAAAUUUUAAACUAUGUCCGCAUGAUGUCACAUGAGAACCCUCAAUAAACUGCUUUAAUUGUAUCUAUUUUUAUAUGAUUUUCUGAAUUCUAUUGAUGAUUUUAUUCUACAUUAACAAUAAAAAAUGAAAGACAUUUUCAUAUUUGCAACUCUACACAAAAUCAUAACCAACUCUUCCUUCUCCAGGUCUGUUUCACAACUUUUAGCUUGUUUUGGUUUAAUGCCAGCGUUGCUACAUAGUACAGCGCAUUCAGCCACAGGUCUAAUUCUUGCUCUCAGUGGCUUGACACCAAAGCAAUGUUAAAGGGCAGACAUUCUAAGAAAGGGACAUGAUGUUGAAAGACUUCUGAACGGAAAGGAAACCGAUAGGAGGAGAGAAGAUGAUUGAAAUGUCACGGAUGGAAAAGUAAAAUUUUCAAAGCCUCCUCUCAUCCUGGUGUCUUUGGACGGUUUCCGGGCAGCGUAUCUGAAAGAACAUGCGAGUCACAUGCCUGUUAUCAGCAAGUUACGAAAUAAUGGAACUACAACACCAUACCUGAGGCCUGUUUAUCCCACAAAGACCUUUCCCAACCACUACACCAUUGUGACUGGUCUUUAUCCCGAGUCUCAUGGGAUUGUGGACAACAAGAUGUACGAUGUGAAACAAAAUGCUUUCUUCAGCUUGAAAACGGAUGAGAAAUUGAACCCCCAGUGGUAUCAAGGAGAACCAGUCUGGCUCACGGCCAUCUAUCAGAAGCUGAAAUCAGCAACUUUCUUCUGGCCAGGCUCUGAUGUAGCCAUCAAUGGCACCCUCCCAAGUUUUUACAAGAUGUAUGACAAGUCUGUUGCAUUUGAGAAGAGAGUGUCAACACUGCUUGACUGGCUCAAUUUACCUGAGGGAGAAAGACCUGACUUCUACACUUUAUACCUGGAUGAACCUGAUUCAACAGGACAUUACUAUGGGCCAGAAAGUACGCAGAUCGUUCCGGCCUUGCAAAGGGUGGACAGGAUUCUGGGCAUGCUGAUGGAUGGCCUAAAAGCAAAAAACCUGCACAAUUGUGUCAACAUAAUAGUCGCAUCUGACCACGGCAUGGAAAGUGCUUCAUGUGAAAGGGCAUCAUAUGUGUCAGAUUUCCAGAAAGACACCUCUGGUUUCACUGUAAUCCAAGGCCCAGCUGCUCGCAUCAGACCAAGUCGCCUCCCACAGGAUUACUCUUCCUUUGACUAUGAGGGCCUGGUGAAGAACUUGUCGUGCAGGACCGUUGACCAGCCAAUGAGGCCGUACCUCAAAGAAAACCUUCCCAAAAGAAUGCACUUCGCUAAAAACAUCCGCAUAGAGAGGGGUCACCUCUACAUGAAGUCAGGCUGGCAAGCAGCACUUAAACGCAGUGAUAUCAAGUAUUGCACUGGCGGAUUCCACGGCUCUGAUAACCUCUUCACCAACAUGCAGGCAAUCUUCAUUGGCUACGGUCCAGCAUUUAAACACAGCACAGUUGUGCCAACUUUUGAGAACAUUGAAUUAUAUAACCUCAUGUGUGAUCUUCUUGGCAUUCGUCCUUCUCCAAACAACGGGACCCACGGUAGUCUGAACCACCUCCUGAAGCACCCCGUCCAUAAUCCAGUUCUCCCAGCACAGCUCUCCCACGACAUCCUCUGUAACUCUAAUGUGCUCUUCCCCUCUGACAACCUGCAGUGCACUUGUGAAUCCCAAACCACAGAAAUGGUGGAACAAAUGAACGGAAAUCUCUUGGCAUUGAGCUCAAGUGAGAAAUCCAGCUUGCGUCGCCUCCACGAACCUUUUGGCAUCCCUCGAGUCAUCCAAUCAGGUGCCACAUUUUGUCUGCUGCACCACUUAAACUACCUCAGCGGAUACAGCAAAGACCGGCUCAUGCCCCUCUGGGUAUCCUAUACCAUUCAGCCUCUGACCAGAGUGCAACCUCUGAGCCCAGAGUUGGAGGCGUGUGUCCGUGCUGACGUACGCAUCCCAGCAAACAACAGCCAGCAGUGUCUGCGCUACAAAGACAACUCUGAUCUUGCCUAUGGCCUGCUGCAUCCCCCCAAUCUGAGUGCCAAUGUUUCAGACUCUCUAAUCACGAGCAACAUGGCACCGAUGUUCCCUGCAUUUAAAGCCGUUUGGACGCAUUUCCAUGACGUCUUCCUCCCAAAAUAUUCACAGCAGCUGAACGGAGUCAACGUCAUGAGCGGGCCAAUAUUCGAUAAAGACUAUGAUGGACACGUCGAUGAAUUAAAAAAGAUAUCAGGGAACGAGGCUCCCAUCCCGACACAUUUCUUUGUGAUCCUGACCAGCUGCGGGGAUUCGACCUUUGGCCCUCUGAACUGUGCAGGUCCACUCCAGGCCAGGUCCUUCAUCAUGCCCCACAGGCCCGACCACACAGAGAGCUGCGCUAAUGGGACGGACUUGACGUGGGUGGAAGACUGGCUGAAGCUCCACACCGCUCGAGUGCGAGACAUCGAGCUCCUUACCGGACUCAGCUUCUACCACGACAGGUUAUCAGUGGAAGAGACACUGCGGAUGAAGACAUUUCUACACACUUAUUAAACUCACAGACUUUAUCGAGUGAAGCUUUAACUGGCAGAGGAAGCCAUAUUGGUGUGCAGAUGUCUGCCCACAUGGACAAACGGUUAACCCGAUAACUGUGGGUUUAACAGAUGCUUUACUUAUAGACUUCCCUCAUUCAUUCUGAACUCAUUCUUAAGCUCCAUCCAUUAUUUGAAGUGACAUUUUUAAAAGACAUUUUUAUUAAUUUUGAUUGUGUACAAAAAAAAUAAAUAAGUAAAUAAUGAAUGGAGCUUAAAGACACCAUCACAUCUAAUAAAAUGAUUCCAAAGUAUUUCCGGGUUCCCAUUUCCAGAUUGGAAAACUGGAAUAAAACUAAACGGAAAAGAGAGUUUUUAUUGAUGGAAGAACUGUUUAUGUUGAGUGAAGCUUGCCACACAUCAGGGGAGCUGUCUGCAGCAGCUGGAAAAACAUCUAGCAUGAAUAUGUUUUGCCCUUCUUUUUUGUAUGUGUUUCUUUUCUUUUUACACCCAUUGGUAUUUUUUGUAAAAUGAAUGAAUUAUUCAGCUUUUAAAUGUGCGCCUAUGCUGUAUGCUUGGAAGGAUUACUGUAUGAGACACGUUUGAGCCAGUCUGGGCUCAGACACGUAAAAGCCUUUUCUUUCUCCAACACAGAGAGACAUAAAGCAACUGCAAAGAACACUGAAAGCAAAGUUUACAUUUAGCAAGGAUCCCUGGUGUUUUAUACUAAAAUAGCUGCUAAAUAUAUCAUAGGUCAUGUGAACUGUGUAGUGUGCGGUCUUGUGGUUAACACAUUCGCAUAGUCACAAGCUAGCACCGGUCCCAAGCCCAGAUAAAGGGUAUCCAGCAUAAAAUCUUUGCCAAAUUCAACACGGUGAUCCAUCCACCCUGGCGAGGCUUUUAUAAGAGAGCAGCCUGAUGUACCUUCUUCUAGAAGCAGCAGAUGUGAAGCUGUAAUAACUGUUGAUCACGUGAGGCAGCUGUAACCCUGAACAAUCAAGACUUGAGAAAAUUGAUCUCCUAAAAAAGUCCUUGAAGAUCAUGAGCGUAACUUACACCUCACGGGGGUAAAGCAAGUCUGGUGAAAGCUGUAAUGUUUAAGGAUCAUUCGAGUAAACUGCUUUUUAUUAUUAUUCUGGUGCUCGGUGUUGGUGGUAAACAGAAAUUACUGAUGUUUUUUCUUCUUUACAGAUAAGAAAAAUGCAGAUCUGGAGAAUUAUUUAAGAUUUUGUUUCUAUUCUGUCUUUUUUCGGACUCUUUCUGGUUGUUUUGUGUCUUUCGUUCCAUUUUGUAACCUCAUUGGAGUGAUUUUACAUCUCUGUUGUCAUUUUGUUCCUCCGCGGCCAUUUGGUGACUUUUUCCUGGGAAGAUGAAUUUUCAGGCAGCCGCUAAACUUCAGCGUUUAGUUGGAGAUGAAGAGAAGCUGUGUGAGCUCAGUUCAUUAAUCCGUCCGUGACUGUGUGCAUCUGAAUGUGUGGAUCAGCAAAAUCAUUAUUCAGUCUUUGAUUUUUCAUCUUCGCGUACUGCUCGUAUAUGAAGUCAUAUAGAUUUCAUGUAUACCAAGCCUUUUCUAUUGGUUGCUGCAGUUUUUCACACAUGAAAAAUUUCAUAUAAAAAACAAACUUCCACAUUGAG
Molecule: messenger RNA, 5176 nt
Organism: Haplochromis burtoni (Burton's mouthbrooder)
Lineage: Eukaryota; Metazoa; Chordata; Actinopteri; Cichliformes; Cichlidae
Gene: enpp1
Product: ectonucleotide pyrophosphatase/phosphodiesterase 1
Exons: 21
Coding region: 1512-3563 (683 amino acids)
Biological process (GO): negative regulation of fat cell differentiation; regulation of bone mineralization; inorganic diphosphate transport
Cellular component (GO): cell surface
Molecular function (GO): phosphodiesterase I activity; metal ion binding; nucleic acid binding
Source: RefSeq, a predicted model, not a curated record